AUGAUAGGUGGUCGCAUUUUGUUUGGCUGAGCGGCCGCGCGCACUAAAUUGAGGAGUCUUCGCGUUUCCUCCCCUUUAGGGAUUAAGGCGGGCGAUGGCCACCCGGUGCGCCGCAGAGCAGCACUCACCGCCACGGUGACACCGAACUGCACCGGAGCCUCUGUGUCGGACUGAGCCUCCGCAAAACCCUGCAUUAUAGCGAGCCCUCCAGCCCUCACUGGAUACUCUGCUCUCCCAUCUCUCUCCCACAUUCUGACACUGCAAACUCUCUGCACAUUUUCUGCGUAAUAGGAGAGUCCAACAGAACGGGAGAGCGUUUUCCCUCUCCAAACCCUUCUUGUGGAAUUCCGAAGACCAACGGCUUGUGCGAUUUGUAGAGGACUUUGAGAAGAAGCGACAUUACUUGCUAUCACCUUCUUCUCAAUCUCUCUCUCUCUCUUUCUCUUCUCACGUCACUGCUCAGCUAAGCAGUGCGUCAGCGGAGCAGAGAUGACGACCGAGACCUCUCAGCAGAAGCUGGACCCACCGCCUCCCCUGAGGUCCAGCCCAGCCUCCGGUGUCCUGCAACCCGCCAUGAUGAGCCCACAGGCCGCCAUGGACAGUUCCUCGACCGGGGCCAAAGGCAAGAAGGCGAGCUCCGGACUGAGGCGACCAGAGAAGCCUCCCUACUCCUACAUUGCGCUCAUCGUCAUGGCGAUACAGAGCUCACCCACCAAGAGGCUGACGCUAAGUGAGAUUUAUCAGUUUCUCCAGGCCCGGUUCCCCUUCUUCAGAGGAUCCUACCAGGGCUGGAAGAACUCCGUCCGGCACAACCUUUCCCUAAACGAGUGCUUCAUCAAGCUGCCAAAAGGGCUGGGUAGGCCGGGCAAAGGCCACUACUGGACCAUCGACCCGGCCAGCGAGUUCAUGUUCGAAGAGGGCUCGUUCCGCCGCAGACCCAGGGGCUUCCGGAGAAAAUGCCAAGCCCUGAAGCCCAUGUACCGGAUGAUGAACGGGAUAGGCUUCGGUACGACCAUUUUACCGCAGAGCUUUGAAUUUCAGGCGCCCGGGUCUCUGGCGUGUCAUAGCAACAGUUACAACUUGGACAUGAUGACCAACUCCAUGGCAGGUGGCUACGACGGGCUUAGCGGCCACCACGUACCUCACAUGUCCCCGAGCCCCGGGUCCACGUACAUGGCCAGCUGUCCGGUAACGUCCAACGGGGACUACGGUGGACCGGACAGUAGCAGCAGCCCUGUGCCCUCAUCCCCGGCUAUGGCCAGUGCGUUAGACGGUCACGGUCAUUCUCCAUAUGCCAGUACCUCCGGACACUGGGCGUCUCCCGGCGGCUCCCCGUACAUCAAGCAGCAGCCUCUAGCCUCCAGCAGCCCGGCGUCCUCUGGGCUACACUCUGGCAUGUCCCCCUACUCCCUGGAGCAGAGCUACCUCCACCAGAACGCCAGGGACACCGCCGAUAUCUCAGCAGGUAUCCCUCGCUACCAGAGCCACUCCUCACCCGUUGUCGACAGGAAGGAUUUUGUCCUGAAUUUUAACGGCAUCUCCUCGUUCCAUCCAUCAGCCAGUGGAUCUUACUAUCAUCAUCAUCACCAUCACCACCAUCACCAAAGCCUUUGUCAAGACGUAAAACCGUGCGUGAUGUGAGCGGGACAUCGAGUGCGUGUAAAGGCCCAAACUGUGCUCUGGAUAUGAGAAUGUGAUCAACACAAAAUCGAACAAUUUAAACUGAUUCUAUACGUGUCUGGCGACAGUUAAAACGCAAGUAAAUGCUCUGUCAUCUUACUGAUGAGAACGAACAAUGGGGACAGUAACCUAUUUUUGAGAGUCUGGAAAAAUGUCUCACAUCAGGAUAUAUUUUCAGUGGCCUUCGUCAUCUUGAUAGGUCUAAAAGAAGGACAGUAUAUUAUGCACUAACUGUUUCUGAAAUGAAGGACCCACUGGGCACAGAUGUCAGUUCAACCUCUAAUUUUUAUUUAAAUUUGAUUGAGUUGUCAACUAUUGUGAA
Messenger RNA from Coregonus clupeaformis (lake whitefish), 2002 nucleotides. Its product is annotated as forkhead box protein F2. The coding region runs from base 490 to 1641 and encodes 383 amino acids. Gene Ontology annotation, molecular function: RNA polymerase II cis-regulatory region sequence-specific DNA binding; DNA-binding transcription factor activity, RNA polymerase II-specific. Gene Ontology annotation, cellular component: nucleus. Gene Ontology annotation, biological process: regulation of transcription by RNA polymerase II; animal organ morphogenesis. NCBI's taxonomy places the organism in Eukaryota, Metazoa, Chordata, Actinopteri, Salmoniformes, Salmonidae. The record is from RefSeq and is a predicted model, not a curated record. The transcript is spliced from 2 exons.